Molecule: messenger RNA, 984 nt
Organism: Blumeria graminis f. sp. triticale
Lineage: Eukaryota; Fungi; Ascomycota; Leotiomycetes; Helotiales; Erysiphaceae
Source: the annotation of a GenBank genome assembly
CUAGCCUCGAAAGAACUCCACGCUGCAUUCCAAUUAUUAAUCGAAUCACCUGAUCAGCGGGGCUUAGUGUGCACCAUUGCGAACGAAGCCCUUACCCCAGUAGCGGUACUGGAGCCGGCCACUUCCUUUAACGAUGAUCUAGCCCUUCUCACGCCACAUGUCCAGGCUACCGUCGCCAGGUAUUUUAUUUUGCGGCUUCCCGAGCCGACCACUAGUGCGCCAUUCGUCGCUAUCACUUACGUACCCGAUGCGGCGCCAGUGCGCUCCAAGAUGCUCUUUGCCGCGACGCGACUCGCGCUUGUGCGCGAGCUCGGCAGCGAGAAAUUCAAGGAAACGCGCUUCGCUACAUCCGCUGAUGAACUCACACCAGAUGGCUUUCAGAAAUACGAUCAGCAUGUGAAGCUCGCGCCGCCCUUGAGCGAGAUGGAGAAGAGUCUUGCUGCAGUCAAGCGCUCCGAGGCUGAGAGUCGCGGCUCCCGCGUGCGACAGAGUCCUGUCGGCGCCGCCGUCCCCAUAUCCGCCUCGACUGCUGCUCUCCAAGUCUUGCAGCGGCUUGCUGAAAGCGGUACCAACGAAAAUUUUGUUCAGUUGUAUAUCGACCUGCCUUCAGAAACCAUGGAUCUCGACUCUGUCAGCAACAUAUCUAUUAUGGCUCUCGCUUCUAGCAUAUGUAGUACUGCGCCUCGCUACUCUCUUUUCAGAUACACUCACACCCACGAAGGAGUCACCUCCUCUCCUAUUCUCUUCAUCUACACAUGCCCUCCCUCGUCCAAGAUUAAGGAGCGUAUGGUCUAUGCGGCAUUCUUGCACUCAGCACAGCUCUUGGCUGAGGAAGCGGGUCUUGUCAUUCAAAAAAAAAUCGAAGAGGGUGACCCCAGUGAGAUCUCCGAAGAGAGUAUCCAUGCGGACCUGCACCCGCCGGUAGAAAUCAAAAAGGGCUUUGAGAGACCCAGAAGGCCAGGUGCCAGUAAGCUCGCUAGAUAG